UUUCCCACCGGCCCAGUUUCCUCCGACGAGUUUGCCACCAUUCCGCGUCAUCCAGUCGCCCAUCCUGCCAGUCUCUCUCAGCUCCAUCCUGCUCCCAGAUCAGCAGCGGCUGCUCCCGGCCCACAGCAAUACCGUCAGCACCAUAACCCCGCGCCAUGAUCGUUGGACUGGUCGGACCCCCGAAAUCGGGCAAGACAGCAGUGGCAUCGUUCUUGCUCAAGCACCUGGGCUUCUGCCAGAUCUCGCUGGCGACGCAGCAGGACGGCCUCCCCGCCAUCGAGGAUGAUGCCCACAUUGUCGUGGCCACCGCCGAGGCCCUGAUGGAUCACAUCACUCAGAACUGGACCCACAACUUUGUCCUGGAUGGCAUCGAGAGUCUGUCGCUGAUCGAGACCCUGUCGAUCCGUCCGUUCUUCCUGCUGGUAUCCGUCGACUCGCCCAUCUCCAUGCGCCUUGCUCGCCAGCUCCCCGACCCGAUGCAGCACAGAGACCCGGGGCAGCUGCUCCAGUUCAUGAGCCAGGACGACGACUGGAAGUUUGGCAAGACCAACGGCAAGGAGUGCAUGGAGCGGUCGGCCCUCAAGAUCGUCAAUGCCGAGACCUUGGCGAGUCUCUAUGCGCAACUGCAGCGCCUCGACAUCACCAACCCCAUCCGACUGCGACCCUCCUGGGACACUUACUUUAUGAAGCUAUGCAAUCUCGCGGCGACCCGAUCGAAUUGCAUGAAGCGGAGAGUCGGCUGCAUCCUCGUCCGCAACAACCGCAUCAUUGCCACAGGAUACAACGGCACCCCGAGAGGUGUGCGCAACUGCAACGAAGGCGGAUGCGACCGCUGCAACCACGGCGCCUCCAACCACUCGCUCGAUACCUGCCUGUGUCUGCAUGCCGAGGAAAACGCCUUGCUCGAAGCCGGCCGAGAGCGAGUUGAUUCUGGCGUCGGCCAUGCCAUCCUCUACUGCAACACCUGCCCGUGUCUGGGAUGCGCCAAAAAGAUCAUCCAGGUCGGUAUCCGCGAAGUCAUCUAUGCGCUGGGCUACAAGAUGGACGACAUGACGGCCAAGCUUUUCGACUCGGCCGGUGUCCAGCUGCGACAGCAUGUUGUCGCUCCGUGAAUGACCUUCGCGAGAGUGAAUCGGAUACUCGGCAAUGCGUGGAGAUCCAGCAAUGUUUCUACCGGAGGGCUGGAGCACAUACAGUCGAGAUCCUUGAAAUGGAAUAGAACUCCAAUGCAGCUCCCGU
This is a messenger RNA of Polychytrium aggregatum, 1239 nucleotides long. Its product is annotated as cytidine deaminase-like protein. The record is from RefSeq and is a predicted model, not a curated record. The coding region runs from base 156 to 1112 and encodes 318 amino acids. The transcript is spliced from 4 exons. Gene Ontology annotation, molecular function: hydrolase activity; zinc ion binding. NCBI's taxonomy places the organism in Eukaryota, Fungi, Chytridiomycota, Chytridiomycetes, Polychytriales.